Messenger RNA from Plasmodium falciparum 3D7, 1152 nucleotides. Its product is annotated as PRESAN domain-containing protein. NCBI's taxonomy places the organism in Eukaryota, Apicomplexa, Aconoidasida, Haemosporida, Plasmodiidae. The record is from RefSeq and is a predicted model, not a curated record.
AUGGCUGUUAGUACAUAUAAUAAUACUCGAAGGAAUGGUCUAAGAUAUGUCCUUAAAAGACGUACCAUUCUAUCUGUUUUUGCUGUCAUUUGUAUGUUAUCAUUGAAUUUAUCAAUAUUUGAAAAUAAUAAUAAUAAUUAUGGAUUCCAUUGCAAUAAAAGACAUUUUAAAAGUUUAGCUGAAGCAAGUCCAGAAGAACAUAACAAUUUAAGAAGUCAUUCAACAAGUGAUCCAAAGAAGAAUGAAGAGAAAUCAUUAAGUGACGAAAUAAAUAAAUGUGAUAUGAAAAAAUACACUGCUGAAGAAAUAAAUGAAAUGAUUAACAGUUCUAAUGAAUUUAUAAAUAGAAAUGAUAUGAAUAUAAUAUUUAGUUAUGUACAUGAAUCUGAGAGAGAAAAAUUUAAAAAGGUAGAAGAAAAUAUAUUUAAAUUUAUUCAAAGUAUAGUAGAAACAUAUAAAAUACCAGAUGAAUAUAAAAUGAGAAAAUUCAAAUUUGCACACUUUGAAAUGCAAGGAUAUGCAUUAAAACAAGAAAAGUUCCUUUUAGAAUAUGCUUUUCUUUCCUUAAAUGGUAAAUUAUGUGAACGUAAAAAAUUUAAAGAAGUUUUAGAAUAUGUAAAAAGGGAAUGGAUUGAGUUUAGAAAAUCAAUGUUUGACGUAUGGAAGGAAAAAUUAGCUUCUGAAUUCAGAGAACAUGGUGAAAUGCUAAAUCAAAAAAGAAAACUUAAACAACAUGAACUUGAUAGAAGAGCACAAAGGGAAAAAAUGUUAGAAGAACAUAGUAGAGGAAUAUUUGCUAAAGGAUAUUUGGGAGAAGUAGAAUCAGAAACUAUAAAAAAGAAAACGGAACACCAUGAAAAUGUAAAUGAAGAUAAUGUAGAAAAACCAAAAUUGCAACAACAUAAAGUUCAACCACCAAAAGUCCAACAACAAAAAGUUCAACCACCAAAAUCACAACAACAAAAAGUUCAACCACCAAAAUCACAACAACAAAAAGUUCAACCACCAAAAGUACAACAACAAAAAGUUCAACCACCAAAAGUGCAAAAACCAAAACUUCAAAAUCAAAAAGGACAAAAGCAAGUAUCUCCCAAAGCAAAGGGUAAUAAUCAAGCGAAACCAACCAAAGGAAACAAGUUAAAGAAAAAUUAA